AUGGAUGAGGAUAAGCUUCCAUCUGUACUACCUGGGGAAGGUGGUGCUGCCUGGGACCCCAGCUUGGAGUCUGAGGAAGAACCAGGGGCCGAGAAUGGAAUGGCACAGAGUCAGGACCUGAACAGUAGCUACAAUAGCCCAGGGCAUGAGAUAAGGGGCACUCUGGUGGACACCGAGGAGCCUGCACAAGGCCCGAACGUGGCCCUCCGUGGCCUCAGCCUUGGCCUUUCCCUCACCAAUGGCCUAGUCCUGGGGCCAGACUCAAACAUUCUGGAAGAUUCUACACAGUCCAGGCCCUGGAGGGCUGGUGGGCUGGCAGAGGGGGAUGAUGCUUCCAGGAAUCUAUGUCUGGACACUGAGGACCCUCAGCUGGGGUCGGGUGGCCCUGGAGAGCCAGAUGUGCGGGAUGGCUUCAGUGCCACAUUCGAGAAGAUCGUGGAGUCUGAGCUGCUGCGGGGCACCCAGUACAGCAGCCUCGACUCCCUGGACGUGCUGAGCCUCACGGAUGAGAGUGACAGCUGUGUCAGCUUCGAGGCCCCCCUGACACCCCUCAUCCAGCAGCGGGCCCGUGAUAGCCCUGAGCCAGGGGCUGGCUUAGGCAAUGGGGACAUGGGGCCUGAGGGAGACAUGGGAGCAGCUGGUGGUGAUGGGGAUCUGGGCAGCCCCCUGCGGCGCUCCAUCUCCUGCAGCCGAUCAGAGAACGUCCUGAGCCGCCUGUCUCUAACUGCUGUGCCCAAUGGCUUCCAUGAAGAUGGACCCCCGGGUCCAGGUGGGGAGGAGGAGGAGGAGGAGGAGGAGGAGGAAGAGGAGGAGGACACAGACAAGUUGCUGAACUCAGCCAGUGACCCCAGCUUAAAGGAUGGCUUUUCAGACUCGGACUCAGAGCUGAGCAGCUCGGAGGGGCUGGAGCCUGGCAGCACAGACCCACUGGCCAAUGGGUGCCAGGGGGUCAGUGAAGCUGCUCGCCGGCUGGCCCGCCGCCUCUACCACCUUGAGGGCUUCCAGCGCUGUGACGUCGCCCGGCAGCUAGGCAAGAAAACCUUCCUGAAGGCUUUCCCACUGAUGGGGGAGACGCAGGAGCGUGAGCGGGUCCUUACACACUUCUCCCGCCGGUACUGCCAGUGCAACCCGGAUGACAGCACCUCGGAAGAUGGGAUCCACACGCUCACCUGUGCUCUGAUGCUGCUCAACACGGACCUGCACGGACAUAACAUUGGCAAGAAGAUGUCCUGUCAGCAAUUCAUUGCCAACUUGGACCAGCUGAAUGAUGGCCAAGACUUUGCCAAAGACCUGCUCAAGACCCUUUACAACUCCAUCAAGAAUGAAAAGCUAGAAUGGGCCAUUGAUGAGGACGAACUGAGGAAAUCACUGUCUGAGCUGGUGGAUGACAAGUUUGGGACAGGCACCAAGAAGGUGACACGGAUCCUGGAUGGUGGCAACCCCUUCCUGGAUGUUCCACAGGCUCUCAGCGCUACCACCUACAAGCAUGGCGUGCUGACUCGAAAGACUCACGCCGACAUGGAUGGCAAGAGGACACCCCGUGGGAGGCGUGGCUGGAAGAAAUUCUACGCGGUGCUCAAAGGGACCAUCCUGUACCUGCAGAAGGAUGAGUACAGGCCUGACAAAGCUCUGUCUGAGGGUGACUUGAAGAAUGCCAUUCGUGUGCACCAUGCUCUGGCCACCAGGGCCUCCGACUACAGCAAGAAGUCCAAUGUGCUCAAGCUGAAGACAGCUGACUGGAGGGUCUUCCUCUUCCAGGCACCGAGCAAGGAAGAAAUGCUGUCCUGGAUCCUUAGGAUCAACCUGGUGGCUGCCAUCUUCUCAGCCCCGUCCUUCCCCGCGGCUGUCAGCUCCAUGAAGAAGUUCUGUCGGCCCCUGCUGCCCUCCUGCACCACUCGCCUCUGCCAGGAGGAGCAGCUGCGUUCUCAUGAGAACAAGUUGAGGCAGGUGACUGCGGAGCUGGCUGAGCACAGGUGUCACCCUGUCGAGAGGGGCGUCAAGUCCAAGGAGGCCGAGGAGAACCGGCUGAAGGAGCACUAUCUCACUUUUGAGAAAAGCCGUUAUGAGACCUAUAUCCACCUCUUGGCUGUGAAAAUCAAAGUGGGCUCAGAUGACCUGGAGCGGAUUGAGGCCCGGCUGGCCACCUUGGAAGGGGAUGACCCUUCUCUCCGCAAGACACACUCAAGCCCGGCCCUCAGUCAGGGCCAUGGGACUGUGACUGGCAGCAAAGCCAUGAAGGAUACCGCCGGGCCUGAUACUUAG
This is a messenger RNA of Puma concolor (puma), 2262 nucleotides long. RefSeq names its product pleckstrin and Sec7 domain containing 2 (gene PSD2). Gene Ontology annotation, biological process: regulation of ARF protein signal transduction. NCBI's taxonomy places the organism in Eukaryota, Metazoa, Chordata, Mammalia, Carnivora, Felidae. The record is from RefSeq and is a predicted model, not a curated record. Gene Ontology annotation, molecular function: protein binding; phospholipid binding; guanyl-nucleotide exchange factor activity.